AUGCAUAUUAAAAGAAUUCUUAUGGACGUCUUUGUUGUUGGGUCUGAUCUAGCUGCUGCGACACUUGUUUGGUCUAUGACAGAAGUCAUUAAGAGCUCAAUAGUUGUGAAAAGAGCACAAGAAGAGGUUCGAACGAAAAUUGGGACUAAGGAGAUAAUAGAAGAAAGUGAUCUUCAUAAACUUAGUUACAUGAAGUUAGUGAUCAAGGAAGCAUUCAGACUUCAUCCUCCUGCACCAUUACUACUUUGGGAAACCAACGAGGACUUUACGAUCAACGGUUACAACAUUCCAAUCAAAACAAAAGUUGUCAUCAAUGGAAAUGCUAUUUCAAUGGACUCAAAAUAUUGGGAAAACCCAGAAGAAUUCCGACCUGAAAGAUUUUUAGAGAAUAUUAAUAAUUUCAAAGGUCAUGACUUCGAGAUGCUACCGUUCGAGGGUGGAAGAAGAAGCUGCCCCGGUAUGAACUUCGCGGAAGUUCUCGUUGAACUUGUCUUGGCAAAUUUACUUCCUUGUUUUGACUGGAAAUUGCCUUAUGGUAUGAAAGCAAAGUGA
This is a messenger RNA of Papaver somniferum (opium poppy), 552 nucleotides long. Its product is annotated as cytochrome P450 71A9-like. The transcript has 2 exons. The record is from RefSeq and is a predicted model, not a curated record. The coding region runs from base 1 to 552 and encodes 183 amino acids. NCBI's taxonomy places the organism in Eukaryota, Viridiplantae, Streptophyta, Magnoliopsida, Ranunculales, Papaveraceae. Gene Ontology annotation, molecular function: monooxygenase activity; iron ion binding; oxidoreductase activity, acting on paired donors, with incorporation or reduction of molecular oxygen.